Volvox carteri f. nagariensis is the source of this 3131-nucleotide messenger RNA. RefSeq names its product mitochondrial aconitate hydratase (gene ach1). Gene Ontology annotation, biological process: tricarboxylic acid cycle. Gene Ontology annotation, cellular component: mitochondrion; cytosol. Gene Ontology annotation, molecular function: aconitate hydratase activity; 4 iron, 4 sulfur cluster binding. The record is from RefSeq and is a predicted model, not a curated record. Lineage: Eukaryota; Viridiplantae; Chlorophyta; Chlorophyceae; Chlamydomonadales; Volvocaceae. Bases 11 to 2428 code for a protein of 805 amino acids. The transcript is spliced from 16 exons.
GCGAGUAACCAUGCAGUCACAACCACUGGCCCGGAUAGGGCUAGGGCAGGUCCGCCUCGGCCUGCUUGGCCGCGAGCGGAGCAAUGUCCUCUGCUACUCCUCAAUUGCCGGAAUCGAGAAGGUGCCGAUGAGCAAGUUCGAGCCGACGGAGUAUGUAAACGACCGCUACAAGGCGAUUGAGGACCGCCUUAAGGUGGUUCGCAAGCGGCUGAACCAGCCUCUGACUCUGGCAGAGAAGAUCGUGUAUGGUCAUCUCGAUGACCCGGAAACAGCGGACAUGAAGCGCGGCGUGUCUUACUUGAAGCUUCGACCUGAUCGUGUGGCCAUGCAGGACGCCACCGCCCAGAUGGCCAUGCUGCAGUUUAUCUCGUCUGGUCUGCCAAAGACCAUGGUGCCUUCUACUAUCCAUUGCGAUCACCUGAUUGAGGGGACGACGUCACCGCAGCCAGACAGGGAGGGCAAGUUUGGUGGCGACGCUGACUUGAAGCAUGCCGUGACGACUAACAAGGAAGUCUACGACUUCUUGGCCACUGCGGGCUCCAAGUAUGGCGUUGGCUUCUGGCGACCGGGCUCCGGUAUUAUUCACCAAAUCGUGCUGGAGAACUACGCCAUUCCGGGCUUGAUGAUGAUUGGCACGGACUCGCACACCCCCAAUGCGGGCGGUCUAGGCACGUGCGCGGUGGGUGUGGGUGGUGCGGAUGCGGUGGAUGUGAUGGCCGGAUUGCCCUGGGAGCUCAAGGCGCCGAAGGUGAUUGGCGUCAAGCUCACGGGCAAGAUGUCGCGCUGGACGUCCCCCAAGGAUGUUAUCCUCAAGGUAGCGGGUAUCCUCACUGUCAAGGGAGGCACGGGCGCCAUUGUGGAAUACUUCGGACCCGGCGUCGACCACAUGAGCUGCACCGGCAUGGCUACCGUUUGCAACAUGGGCGCUGAGAUUGGCGCUACGACGUCGAUCUUCCCGUACAACAAGCGCAUGCACGAUUACCUUGUGGCGACGGGCCGCGCGGGUGCUGCUUCCCUGUCGGACGCUUUCAAGGAGAACCUUCGUGCGGAUGAGGGCGCUUCUUACGACCAGCUGAUUGAGAUUAACCUGUCAGAGCUGGAGCCCCACAUCAACGGCCCUUUCACACCCGACUUGGCACACCCGCUGUCCAAGUUCGCUGAGGAGCUGCGGAAGAACAACUGGCCUUCGGAGCUCAAGGCCGGUCUCAUUGGCAGCUGCACCAACUCGUCGUAUGAGGACAUGGCGCGCGCUGCUUCCGUGGCCAAGCAGGCGCUUGCAGCCGGCAUCAAGGCUAAGGUUCCGUUCACUAUCUCGCCUGGCAGCGAGCAGAUUCGCGCCACCAUUGCGCGCGACGGCAUUAUGGACGUCUUCGACAAGAUUGGUGGAACGGUACUGUCGAACAGCUGUGGUCCCUGUAUCGGCCAGUGGAAGCGCACGGAUGUGCCCAAGGGCGAGGCUAACUCGAUCAUUACCUCCUUCAACCGGAACUUCGCGGCUCGUAACGACGGCAACCCCGCUACGCACGCUUUCGUAGCCUCUCCGGAGCUGGUGACGGCGUAUGCUAUUGCAGGCGACCUGACUUUCAAUCCGGAGAAGGAUACGUUAGUUGGUGCGGAUGGCAAGGAGAUUAAGCUGGAGGCGCCGUUUGGCGACGAGCUGCCGGCUCGUGGCUUUGAUGCGGGUGCGAAUGUGUACCAGGCCCCCCCGGCCGCCCUGGAGGAGCGCGGCAAGUUGACGGUGAAGGUUGACCCUUCUUCGCAACGUCUGCAACUGCUGUCGCCAUUCAAGCCCUGGAACGGAGAUGAUAUUAAGGACGCCGUCGUCCUGAUUAAGGUCAAGGGCAAGUGUACAACGGAUCACAUCUCCAUGGCCGGACCAUGGCUCAAGUACCGUGGCCACCUGGACAACAUUUCCAACAACCUGCUCAUCGGUGCCAUUAACAUCGCAAACGGGAAGCCGAACGCUGUCAAAAACGUGGUGACGGGCGAGGAGGGUCCCGUUCCAGCGACUGCACGGGAUUACAAGGCUCGCGGUCUUUCCUGGGUCGUCGUGGGUGACGAGAACUACGGCGAGGGCAGCAGUCGUGAGCACGCCGCGCUGGAGCCACGCCACCUGGGGGGCGUUGCCAUCAUUGUCAAGUCCUUUGCCCGCAUCCAUGAGACGAACCUGAAGAAGCAGGGUAUGCUGCCCCUCACGUUUGCCAACCCAGCUGACUAUGAGAAGAUCGACCCAACCGACCACAUCUCUAUUGAGGGCCUGAAGACGUUCACGCCCGGUGUGCCGCUGACGUUGGUUGGCAAGAAGGCAGACGGUUCCACAUACAGCUUCCCGGUCAACCACACCUUCAACGAAAACCAGAUUAACUGGUUCAAGCACGGCUCGGCUCUCAAUGCUAUGGCCGCAGCAUUCAAGGCAGGCAAGAUGUAAAUUGGACGACUGGCAUCGGGGAUUGUCUUGCUGAUUUUGGAUGCGGAAAUCGCUCCGCGGCUUAUGCUUUGGCCCUUGAUUGUGCUGUAUGUGUGAUUAGCCUGUCAAAGACCCUUGACAGCAAGGAAAAUGGCCGCAGCAUAAUAAAGGGCAUCCGAAAUCAGCAAGCAAGUUCUAUUGUCCUUUUGCGCGGUAUGGCGGCAGCAUGAACCAGUCUAUUGGCAACGUCUAGGAUUCGCGGGAAAUUAUGUCUGCAGUUGCAUUUAUGGCGCGUAGUUUCCCCGUGUUUUGGGCCUUCGCCUGCAGGCGUUCUGCAUGAUCUGUACAUGUGGUUGUAGUUUACGCUGUCCUUGUUACUGUUUUGUAGGGGUUCUGCUGCUUUUGCCCUUAGGGCGACAACUGUACGCAUUGAAGUUUAGAAGCCUGUGGACCAGUGUGGUGCUAGGAACAUGCUUUCAUGUGUAGGGAGGUGCAAUUGACGCUGUGCGUCCAUUAAACUGCAUGGACUUUUAACUAGACGGAAACGAUAUUGCGUUCGACGUGUUCGAGGCGCGUCGUAAUAAUGGUACAUUGAUGUGUGUUUGCUAAAUACCCCUGAUGCGUUUCAUAAGGGCGGAAGGUGGAUGAUGUGUUUGGUGAUGGUGUGUGUGUGUAAAAGCCUCUUGAGCCAUAUGCGCUAUAUUCCUUUGUUAUGCACCUAUUC